AUGGAAGUCCCCGCUCCUACCCCAGUGACGACGGAGCAAGAUGCGACCACGGAGCAGCCCACGACGGCCAACUGGCAGACGCUCAAGGAGCAAUUCAACUACCAUCUGCACGAACUGCACAAGCUGUCGCGCGAGAUGUCGAUGGCAUCGAACGGCGCCUCGAGCGAAGAUGCGGCCGAGGCAAUGCAAGCGUACUUUGAGAUGAAGUAUCAGAAGAAACUGGCCAAAAUGCUCGCGCGCGGCAAGUGCGACGGUCCCUCGGACGGUCCACACGGCUUUUUUGGACGCUGGGGCCAUCGCCACGGCAAGUUUGGACACCACCAUGACAUGCCAGGGCCCCAUCAUCAUGAGCGUGGUCCGAUGGAGCCGCUCAGCGGAGGGCAUUCGGGCGAUGGCAUGUGGCACAAGAUAAUGGACCACCGCGGCGACCACGAAGACGUGUGGCGCAAGGUGAAGCACCACCGCCACGGCCAGUGCCAUGGCCGACGCAGCGACGACGACAGCGACAAGAUGUUCCGCAAGAUGCACAAGAAGAUGGCGCGCCACGGCUGGUUGCAUCCUGGCGCCGCGCCCACGUCGUGCUAA
This is a messenger RNA of Saprolegnia parasitica CBS 223.65, 585 nucleotides long. RefSeq lists its product as hypothetical. The transcript has 2 exons. The record is from RefSeq and is a predicted model, not a curated record. Lineage: Eukaryota; Oomycota; Saprolegniomycetes; Saprolegniales; Saprolegniaceae. Bases 1 to 585 code for a protein of 194 amino acids.